Apis cerana (Asiatic honeybee) is the source of this 3281-nucleotide messenger RNA. RefSeq names its product Rho-type guanine nucleotide exchange factor (gene RtGEF). Gene Ontology annotation, cellular component: cytoplasm. Lineage: Eukaryota; Metazoa; Arthropoda; Insecta; Hymenoptera; Apidae. Gene Ontology annotation, molecular function: guanyl-nucleotide exchange factor activity; protein binding. The record is from RefSeq and is a predicted model, not a curated record.
UUAGAUAUUAAUAGUUGCAAUUGAAUGUAAGACUAACCUCUUUGUUUCUUAUAGAUGAAUACUCAAUGACGUUGUUAAAUAAUUUCAAAUUUUUUUUUGUUUAUAAUAAUUCAUCAAAUAUACUUAAACUAAUUGAAUAAAAUCAAAUACGGUAACGUGUAAUCAGAAAAGAAUACGAAUUGCAUGAUAGAACAAAGGUGAAACGUAUAAAUAAAAAUGUCAUUAAACAUUCAAGAAAUAUGAAUCGUAAUUUUGUGAAAGUUGAAAAAUAUUAUUUAAACGAUAUAUUCAAUGAAUAUGUAUUUAAUAUUGUAUCAUUUCAAAUUUUAUGAUACGAAUGAAGCUGAAUUGAUAAAAAAAAAAUGCAAACAAAAUUAGAAAUGUUUUUUUGUACAAUGAAAUUGUUUGAUUAAAAAUUGUUUUUUUACAUAUUCAUUUUUAAAUUUGUUUCUGAAUUGUUUUUUCUUUCUUUAUUCAUUUAUAUUAACAAUCAUGUCAAAACCUGAUAUGCCAAAACUUGUAACUGCACUUUUUUCCUUUAAAGGAAAAAAUAAUGAUGAAUUAUGUUUUAAAAAAGGAGAUGUAAUAACAAUAACACAAACAGAUGAAGAAGGCUGGUGGGAAGGCACAUUGCAUGACAAAACUGGCUGGUUUCCAUCUAAUUAUGUCAAAGAAUGUAGAGUUUCAGAAAAUAAUAUUUCAACUAUGAAGACUUCUCCUGAAAAAAUUCUGCAAGAAUCCCCUGUGCAUCAAAAAUUAAAUCGAGAUAUUGUAUUAAAGGAUUUAAUAGAUUCUGAAAGAGUGAAUGUAGCAGAAUUGCAGGGUUUAAUAAAUAAUUUUUUACAUCCCUUAGAAUCUGCUAAUAUAUUAGAAAAAGAAGAAUAUAAACAACUUUUAGGUAAUAUACAUGAAGUUCUUGAAAUACAUCAACGACUAUUAUCUAAUUUGGAAACAACUGUGACACAAGAUUGUGCUUUGAGAGUUGGAAAUCUAUUUCUAACAUUAGCACCAAAAUUAAAAUCUAUUCAUCUAACAUAUUGCGGAAAUCAUCCACAGGCUGUAUGUAUUUUAGAUCAAUAUAGAGAUGAAUUGAAUGAUUUCAUGGAACAUAAUGGAGCAAUAUCACCGGGUAUAUUAGUAUUAACAACUAGUUUAAGUAAACCUUUUCGAAGAUUGGAUAAAUAUUCUGCUAUGCUUCAAGAAUUGGAAAGGUAUACAGAAAAAAAUCAUCCUGAUAGAGGUGACACUCAACGCAGUAUAGUUGUAUAUAGAGAAAUAGCUGAUCAGUGUAUAUCUAUACGAAAACAACGUGAAUUAGCACUCCAAAUUUUAACUAGUGGUAUUAAAGGAUGGGAGGGAGAAGAAUUAAAUUCUCUUGGAGAAAUUCUUUAUGUUGGCUCAGUCACUUUGGCAAAUGGAACUACAAGUCUAGAUCGUCGAGAUAGAUAUUUUGUUCUUUUUCCAACAACUCUUUUAGUUCUCAGUAUCAGUCCAAGAAUGAGUUCUUUUGUUUAUGAAGGAAAACUUCCAUUAACGGGUAUUACCAUUAUUCAAAUAGAAGAUACAGAUGAAAUAAGAAAUACUUUUGAAAUUACAGGACCAAUGAUUGAAAAUAUAUUCGUAUUUUGCGCUACUAAAGAAGAUCAACAGCGUUGGAUUAAACUUUUAAUACAAGAACAAACAACAAAUAGUAGUCUUAUAAAAUCAUCAAUGACAUCACGCGUGAGUUACAAUUUACCUCCAUAUGUUCGUCUUUCAAGAUAUUUUGCAAAAUUAGUCAAGAAAAAAAUUAUACGUCUUGAAAUUCUGAAAAAAUUGCUUUAUUUGCAAUAUAUUCUGAAACCAGAUAUGAGUAACGUAAAAAUGCGAAAAACUAAUAUAACGACAUAUAUUCUUCAUCCAAUGCAAACAAAGAGUCAAGAUUACUGUUCUCAAAAUUCAGAGAACAUGACUUCAAAUAAUAUUAAAACAAAACAUUCACCUGUUGAAACGACACAAACAAUGUUGCGUAAGUCUACUCUAAUACUUGAAGUGAAAUAUGCAUUAGAAGAUAUUGAUCUUAGUACUAUAGGAUUAGCACAUGAUUCAUGUUUAACAGAAUUUGCAUCAGCACAAAAUGGCACAUGCGAAAUUAGCAAAAGUUUACCAUUUAUUGGCAUUGAAAGUUCAAUUAAUAAUUUUAUGAAUAAUAAUAAUGUAAAUAAUAAUUUUGUUGAUGGACAAUCUCUUUACCGAUCACGUUUCACUAAUCUUAUUCAUUCAUAUCCAAUUGGUUCUAACUUCCAUCAAGAUAUAUUUAAUGAAAUGGAAAAGUGCAUAGAUUCAAUAAAGUGUUGGAAAGAAAAAGGAUUCAUUGAUGAACAGAAUAAAAAUUCUGUAUAUCAUCCAUCUGUUUUUAUGUGUAAUUCAAACAUCAAUAAACAUUGUUGUCAAUUUCAAACAUAUAUACCAAAAAAAAUAUAUCAAACAUCUGAUUUUCAAGCGAAUGUAAUUAGUGUUGGAUCGUUAGAUUCAGGAAUGGUUGAGAGUUAUCGCUUGAAUUCAUCUGAAAUUAAUUCUUCUUGUAAAUUAUGCACAUAUAACGUUGAACAUCCUAUAAGAAUUUAUUCUAGUGAAAGUGAAAAUGAUGAAAGUAAAUUUGAAUAUCAAUGUAUUUGUACAUCACCUUUUGGUUCUACUCCCAGGAAUAGCGUUCAUUUAUGCAAUUUAUCGAAGCAUAUUGAAAAUGGUCAGGAUCUUUCAAUGUGCAAAACUAAUAUGAAAGAUCACAAUUCUAAGCAUAUUCUUGCUACUAAUGAAAUACAAACACAAAUAAAUACAAUUUAUGUACCUUUGAAUAAAUAUGAGCAUAAAGUGCAAAAAAGAUUUACGCAACCUAUACCGUACAUACAUCAAACUAUAGUACGAAAAGUUGGAAGAAGAGUAAUUCAGCCAAGUCAUCCCAUUAUUAAAAAUAAUUACAACGGAACGAAUCAAAUAUAUAAAUCAGGACUAUAUGCCCAUUGGUGGUUGAAGAAAUUUAUACCAUUGUCUGGAUGCUCGGAUCAAGAUUUGCAGCCAAAAUGGGAAACAGCAAAUACAAACACAACAGCAGCAGCAACAGCAACAACAACAACAACAACAGCAACAACAUCGCAGAUCAAUCCUGGAACAUUGUUCCACCUUAGGAAUUAGAACACCUUGGAAUAUUGCUUCAUUACGACCAGCACCUCCUUUCUAUACUUUUAAAAUAUUUAAUAAAACUGACAUCAGUUUGGAUUUAUCUUCAUCACGCUUAUGUA